AUGCCUUAAAUGCAUUUUGAUGACAAUUAUUUAUUAAAUACAAUACAUGCAAGUGUUUAAGAAAGAAAAAUUUUAAAUAAACAGGAAUAAUAAUAAAAUUUAGACAUUUAACGAUAAUCUUAAGUGUUAUAAGAACCUUUAUGUAUAAAGAAUGAAACAGAGAGAGAUAUAUAUUAGACUAAAUUAAAUGGUAUUUAGAAAAUCUAUUAUCAAAAAUAGGUCAUUGGACUCAAUAGGAGCAUGAAUUAUAUCUUGAAUUUAUAAAAAAUCACUUUGAUAUUUUAAAGUCACAAUAUGAUAAAAAAUCCAAAAAGAUUUUUAAAAUGAUGAGUUAAUUUAUACUUACAAGAACUGCCACUUAAUGUAGAUCACAUCAUUAAAAAUUCAAUCCAUUACAAUAGAUUAAGAGAAAGAAGAAAUCAAAGUGA
This is a messenger RNA of Paramecium primaurelia, 428 nucleotides long. NCBI's taxonomy places the organism in Eukaryota, Ciliophora, Oligohymenophorea, Peniculida, Parameciidae. The record is from the annotation of a GenBank genome assembly.